This is a messenger RNA of Daphnia pulicaria, 731 nucleotides long. RefSeq lists its product as uncharacterized. NCBI's taxonomy places the organism in Eukaryota, Metazoa, Arthropoda, Branchiopoda, Diplostraca, Daphniidae. The record is from RefSeq and is a predicted model, not a curated record. The transcript is spliced from 4 exons. Bases 102 to 659 code for a protein of 185 amino acids.
UGACUCCAAAAUAUAAAUCUGUAGUAAGCUCUCUGGAUGAUCUUACGGCAAGUUCGGAAUAUGCUUUCGUGGUUAAAAAGUACAGCAGCAUCUGGGCUAACAUGAUCGAAGCAAAUAAAGGUCCCUUUGCUAAGAUUGGCAACAUUUUACGAAAGAAUCCGGAAAAUUCGUUAGAGACGCUAGACGACAUAACAGAUUUGGUGAUGAAUCAAAAAAAGGUUUUAGGCCAGUUCAAAUCAUCUAAUCUGGUACUGAUCCGAGAAGAUAUGAAAACAAAUGGAAAGUGUCGGUUGUAUAUGGCAGAAAAAUCAUUCGACGAGCUUACCAUCAGUUUCGGAAUUCCAAAAAAUAGUCAUGUCUUGAAUCAUUUCUUAAGUCACGAAAUCGUGUGGCUAAAGCAAUCGGGAAUGUUAGAUUAUUUGGAACAUUUCUACUGGCCACAGAAAAACCGCUGCUCAGCUCCGAUUUCGACGAAACCAUCAUCGAAAAACGAGAAGUUGACAUUCGAUUACCUUUCUGGCGCCUUUCUGUUGCUUGGCGUCGGACUGAUAAUGUCCAUUGUCGCUUUUCUUAUCGAAUUAUUUACUCAUCAUUGCUGCUGUCGUCAGAGGAAUAAUAAGCGCCCUUUUUCUGGCAUAGAGGCUUUAACUGAUGAAUAGUUAAGUUAUGCUGACCAUCAGCACACGAACUUAAAUUCUAAAGUUUAUUUCACAGUGAAUAUUGAUGAGAAG